Colletotrichum aenigma is the source of this 309-nucleotide messenger RNA. Its product is annotated as Succinate dehydrogenase assembly factor 1. Bases 1 to 309 code for a protein of 102 amino acids. Gene Ontology annotation, cellular component: mitochondrion. The record is from RefSeq and is a predicted model, not a curated record. Gene Ontology annotation, biological process: mitochondrial respiratory chain complex II assembly. The transcript is spliced from 2 exons. Lineage: Eukaryota; Fungi; Ascomycota; Sordariomycetes; Glomerellales; Glomerellaceae.
AUGGCAGCUGCGAAAAGGGGCCUUUCCGGUCUCCAAAGGGAGGUUCUGGCCCUCUAUAGACAGUGUCUUCGAGAGGUCCGCAAGAAGCCCGAGAUUUCGCAACCUCACUUUAGAUCUUUUGCCAGGCAAGCCCCGCGACUCUUGCUUUUGAACUCAGAGAAUCCUUCUAACCCAAUCGCCAGGAACGAAUUUGACAAGUUCCUCACGGUAGACAAGCGCGACUUCUCUGUCGUUGAACAUUUGCUGAGGAAGGGUCGGCGCCAACUCGAAACUUACUCAUCACCGAGCAUUAAAGAUGUCAUGAGGUGA